Dreissena polymorpha is the source of this 4741-nucleotide messenger RNA. RefSeq lists its product as uncharacterized. The record is from RefSeq and is a predicted model, not a curated record. Lineage: Eukaryota; Metazoa; Mollusca; Bivalvia; Myida; Dreissenidae. The transcript is spliced from 7 exons. Gene Ontology annotation, molecular function: protein binding. The coding region runs from base 187 to 2046 and encodes 619 amino acids. Gene Ontology annotation, biological process: regulation of apoptotic process.
UCUAAAUAUAGAAAUCAUAUGGAGUAAAAUGCACUAUAUCAAGAUGAAUCAUUUACCAAAACUAUUGUAAAGAAAUAAAUCAACAAUUAUUUUCCAAAUGUUUCGAUAGAGUGUCAGGGAUACCUAAUUACAACUCGCGGAUCAUUCAGCAAGUGAAAUAAAACAAAUACAGACAUUUCCGACAAAAUGGCUGAAUUUCGUCUUCCAACCAAAGAUGCCGGUGACCAUGACACCAAGCUGUUCCAGAAACCUAUACCGAAGGCUGGCGUUCCGGUGGUAUUCCCGCAGCCCCCUGACGAUUGGCAGUUUAAUCAGUUCAUUAAUCAAAUUGCAGACGAUAUUGGCAAUCAUGAUCUUGAGAAAAUGAAAUACCAGUGUUCAGGUGCUGGUGGAAUUCAGUCCCAUGUCCUAGAAGAAAUUAAGACUGUACGAAGUUUGUUCAGGCUUCUGAAGAACCGAGAAUUUCUCAACAGGGAAAACAUGGUGUAUCUGCAAAUAUUACUGAAGGUUGCAGGACGAAUGGAUCUCGUCGAAAAAGUCAUUGACUUUGCUAAGUCAAUGGGAGACACCUUGUAUUACUAUCCAGCGACCAGAGAGCCAGAAAACGGUUACAAGUACGUAAAGAUGCACGUCGAAGGUAUCGAUUUCAGCAACAGCGAUAAUAUGUACAUACAGGAUCUAAAACAGCGCCUUUCAAUGGCCCUAUUCGUACCCAUGCAGUUCAUAUUGCUUGCCGGCAUCGAACCCUCCUCCAGUCUUCUCAUCACAUUCAUGGUUCCCGAGGAGUACAUUGAGCUUAUGGUGAAGCGACUGACGAAUGGAGACAGAUUCCCUGAGUUACAUUCGCAUCAUAUUGACGUUAUAAAAAAUGGCGAUAAGGCAUUCGAUAUAACAGGCAAGGUUGAAGCCCAGGUUGUUGUAUCGGAGCAGAAUGAGAAGUUAACAAGUGUAUACCAACAGCUGGACACAGCCAGACAGAAUCUUGGAAGAUCCGAACUUGAGGUAGUCAGGCUUUCCGAAGAAAUUGAACGCAUCCAAACCGAAGAUAAACGCAUCCGAGACGAAAUGGAAAACAUGCGAAAACAAGUAGAAGCAAACGAUCUUCAGACGGAACAGCUUGUUAAUACCUUUCAGCAAAUAUUACAGAAACAGGAGAGAGAAAAUGCCAGUGGAAUUAAUUACCAGGAAUUAAACAACCGCGUACAUGAAUUUAAAGAUUCCCUGUUAGCAGUAAAUGAGACGAAUAACAGUAAACAAACUCUGAAGAAUAUUGUAAACAAGAAUACAGAACUGAUCACCUCUUGGAUGGGCGUAAGUUUUAUUGAAAGAGAACGUGGUCUUCAUUUGGCUUUGCGACAGCACUUUCUAGCUGCGAAAGCGAUGGAAGCGCAGCUGCUGACAUACCAGUUUCUAGCCUCGAUUGAAUUAGACAAGAUAGAACAAGAGCUCUUAGCAACAGUUCAGAAUCUGCAAUCGAAAUUUAAAGUUGAAGUUGUUGCAGAACAAAGAGUACAGUUAAAUGAAACGGCGUUGGCAAUACUUCGUAGAAUAAGUCCCCGUCUUAGAUUCAAGGAAAAAAAUAAACUUAUGAAGAAAUAUAUAUGGGACGAAGUCGACAAGAUAAAAGAAAAGAUGGACUUGGAACCUUCUUUUUUCUUGGCUGGACUCUUUUACAAAGAGAUGCGGACAAAACAAAUAGUGCCUCCAUAUGAAGAGUUUAUAUCUGGACUGCUAGCGGAAGUUGGCAGAGAUGACCUGCGGACCAAAUUCAUUGACUUAUGGAGGGGAAGUCAUCAACAAAGGGCGCACUCAGCGGAUGAACCCGUCAAUAUGACAAGCACUGACAAUGAGAAAAUGUGGUCACUCAUGUCAAAAAUGGCAAAUGAAGUGAGCGCAAUGCACCAUCGCAUGAUGUCCGUCGUUGGCAGUUUCCCUACAGGCAUUGAUAGUCCGCUUUUUGAUUCCAAGUAUUUUCAAAACAGGGACGCCAGUGGUGUAGGCACGAGUCCAAACAACUCAUUUGCAGAAAGCAACGCACACGCAUAAUCAGAUUGAUACUGAUUUCAUUACCGACAUGUUUUAAGUAAACAAUUACAUAAUAAGUAAUUGGUUUUUAUAAAAUACAAAAAAAAUACUUUUGGUAUUCCAUGUUAGUACGAUAUUUUCAGAUAAUUAUUACAUUCCAAAGUGACUUUUUUUUCAUAGGUAUAUAAUUAAACAAUUUUGUAUAAAACUAUCUUGCAUCGAUAUCUACCAUUUUAAAGAAAACAUAAAAUGGUAAAUUUACUUUGGUAACGAUGUGUCCAAAUACUGAAGAGACUUAAAAUACGUUAUGAAAAAGUUGUGUUCGUUGAAUAGUUUGGUCGAGGGCUACACACAUAUUUCAAUAUGUACUUCAUUUCUAUCGAUUUUGUUUUGCAAUAUGCAAUAUAUAAUUAUUCUCUGAUGACAUAUUCUAUUCACAGUACUAAUUCCUUAUGACAGUAUGAUAAUCGAUAGAGCACAGACUGAUCUGCAUCAUAAACAAUUUUAAACUAUGGAUUACAUGGUGUAUUUCAGUUUAUUUUAACAAGAAUUUUUGAUAUUGCAAUAAAUUGCAGAAACAUCCGCGAUACAUUGUUUAUAAUAUCGUUUAAUAUAAAACACAUAUUCUAAAAAUACUUCGCAUUCAAACAAUUACCUCCACAAUUUAUGAACGGUCAAUUUGUUUCAUGUUGUUUCAUCGUAGUUUUUUCGAAAUUGAUGUCUGCCUCAUAAAGAAUAUCUCGAUGAUUUACUGACUGCCAUGUUUAAUUAAUAUUUGUUUUGAAGCUAAAUUAACGUAUAGUAAUGGUUUUUGAAUACAAUUAAUUAUAUGCGAUGAAUUUAUGAUUGGUUAACCUAUAAUUGUGUUACUGUUUUGUAUCUUUGCAAUGAAAUGCGGUCUUUUGGGCUGUAUAGGUCCAUUAUAACACAAUUAUAAUAUAUUUAACAGUUAUUUUAUUGCUGUCACUGUGGCUGUUGAUCAGUUGGACUUAAGUAACAAAAUGAAAUGAUGUGCAUUUGUCUUGCUUAACAUGCAAGCGGAUUUAAUUAUAUUUAAAGCAUAAAAUGAUUUAGAGUAUCCCUGUUAUCAAUCAGUUAAAUAAUGUGUUUAGCUCGCCUGAGCACGAAGUGCUCAAGGUGAGAUAUUGUGAUUACCCUAUUUUCGACCUCUGUCUUCGUCCAUGCAAGCGUAUUUAAUUAUAUUUAAAGCAUAAAAUGAUUUAGAGUAUCCCUGUUAUCAAUCAGUUAAAUAAUGUGUUUAGCUCGCCUGAGCACGAAGUGCUCAAGGUGAGAUAUUGUGAUUACCCUAUUUUCGACCUCUGUCUUCGUCCAGUGGGCGGUAUGUGUGUAUGACGUGUUGUCAACUUUAAGAUUGUUACCACUCUAGAGGCCACUCUUUUCAUCCAAUCUUGACGAAUUUUGGUAAAAUAUAGACAAUAUUUUAGCAGAUUUAGAAUUGGGGACUGAUGCGUUUAGAAACUCAGUCACGAGACCAAAUGUUAAAAAAACCUUGUUACCACUCGAGAGGCAACAUUUAUGACUCAAUCUUGAUGCAACGCAGUCUGAAUGUUCAUUGAGAAAAUAUGGUUAAAAAACCUUGUUGUCACUUUAGAGGCUACAUAUAUGACUCAUUCUGAAUCCGUGUUGGUUAAAUAAUUAUCUAAACUCAACCUAGGCCGAGUUCAACUCUGGGUCUUGUGCAAACACUCGAUCACAUGGUUCAGUCGUAAACAAUUGUUGUCCAUCAAGAUGACCGCUUUAAGGUCACCGUGGCCUUCUUGGUCAUAUAGAUGUCCAAUGUAAAUGUGUUUGUUCUUGAAUUUAUAUAAAUAAAACAUAAUUACCGAACUAUGUUGUUGUUUCACUACAAACGCGAAUAGUGUGUGCCCACACUUGUGUGCCUGCGUGCUUUUUGCAAUAUUUUUUCUGUUAAUGACAAUAAACAAGCAAGUUUGUUUAGUGGUAUUUCACAUUUAUUAAGAUGUUAAGCUUUGUUUUAGAUUAAUUUAUUUCGAUACACUACCGUUUCGUAAAUAAAGAACACAACAGUUUCAACGACUCUCGAAACAAACGUAAAUACGUUGAUGGUGUUGUCGCUUUUUAUUCUACAAUUUAUUAACAAUGUAUGUAUAUGAUUAUCUAUUUGUAUAUCAACUUUUGCAGAUGUGGAAGAUGCAAUACAAAAUUAUAGCACAGAGACAAAAUAAGAAACUAAAGAUUUGAUCAUGCAAUAAAUCAAUAAGACUAGUAAACGAUAUUGGAAUUAUUUUUACGUGUUGUGUAGCUUGUUUAUAUUUUGAGUUUGAUACGGUCACGGAGUGUAUAUUGACAGGAGAUGAAUCGAGUAUUUGACCCUUACUGUAGUAAAUUCAAUCUUAUGCAAAAGCUAUUCAUCCGAUUUUAUUGGUUUAUACGUUAUCUUGUUGCUUAUUAAUUCCUCUUUCAAAAAAUAUAACUUUUAGUAUAUUCCCGUUGUUAUUAAUGGAUUUAUAGCGAGUUAAACACAAGAAAUACACAUUUUAUGUUUUACCACCGCGCGUUUUAACGUGUUGUGGCUAUCGAUCUUUUACGAUUAGCGUACAGCGAAGCGCCGAGGUUAUACAUUUUGAUGUACCCACUCACGUCUUUUGUUAAAUUAUAGUUUCAUUUCUCGGCCGAUUUUGACAAAUUAUAUAUCAUUAGAAAGCUUACGUUACGUAGUAAACAGAUAUAUCAA